Ornithodoros turicata is the source of this 953-nucleotide messenger RNA. RefSeq lists its product as uncharacterized. The coding region runs from base 87 to 536 and encodes 149 amino acids. The transcript has 4 exons. NCBI's taxonomy places the organism in Eukaryota, Metazoa, Arthropoda, Arachnida, Ixodida, Argasidae. The record is from RefSeq and is a predicted model, not a curated record.
CUCUUGAUGAUUAUAUAUAACGUGCAAAGAAGGGUGUAUACAGGUUUCGAGUCUGCAAGGGCCUUAUUCAUCAUCAACAGAUAACCAUGAAUACAACCGUGUUCAUUUUCUUGUUUGCGGUGGUGCUGGCAGGGGUACUAUCCACCAGCCCACCCAACUGUGAGCACGUGGUCUGUGCACAAGUAAAGUGCGCAGCUGUGGACUGCGCCUGUGGUUCCUACAAGGGCGCCUGCGGCUGUUGUGAUAUCUGUUACAAGUGCACUGGGGAGACCUGUGUGCCACUCCAUCAGGACCGAUGCGUCUCCGACGAGCGCUGCAUUCUCAAAGAAGAUGCAGACAUACACCAAGGAGCUAGUGGAGUUUGUGGCUUGAAGGGAUCACGUUAUCCCCCACCCGUACGUCCCGUCCAUUCUGCCGACCAACACAAGGACCAUCACCCGAGCCACCACGCCGGACACUCCGGGGAUCACCACACGAGCCACCACGCUGGACACUCCGGGGAUCACCACAAAGACCACCACUCCGAGCACAACUAGGCGCAUCCCACGGGCGGAAACCAUACAACCAGCUGCACGCAUUCCAAGUAAAGGCAUUACGAAUGUGUGACUGCGCUUGCAGCCAUGCUCAGCAUUCCGCCUCUUGAUAUUUCGUUAUUCACUAGCUGUCUGUGAAUGUCCUAACGGGCCUUUCAACUUCAUGGAAACCUCUGCAUGGGCAGAACGAACUGAAAUUUGUUCCGUGUUAGAAUGCGUGUUCGGAAUAUGCACGGCCAUUGUGCAGAGUUGUCUGGAAGUAGCCACUGUUUUGUAACAAUAUCAAAUGUGUGAUAGGCACUUGAGUUGUCGAAAUUUUCGUCAGCAUGGUACGCUUAUGCGCUUAGAAAUAGUAGGAAGCUCGUAUACGUACACGACUUUUGUCUGUGAAGUAAAUAAACGUCGCUUCUUCAAAUGUCA